Molecule: messenger RNA, 1911 nt
Organism: Closterium sp. Naga37s-1
Lineage: Eukaryota; Viridiplantae; Streptophyta; Zygnematophyceae; Desmidiales; Closteriaceae
Source: the annotation of a GenBank genome assembly
AUGUCGCCGCACCCUCCCGCGCCCGCCUCGUCGUCGAACGCGACGGUGGAGCUGGGCGCGGCGAUCGAGCGGUCGCUGUCGCGCGUGCACGAGUUGGAGCGCACCGUCUCGCUCUUCCACGAGUCCAACCAGCUGCUCCUCCUCGACCGCAUGUCCGUCGCGCUCCUCCUUUCGCUCUCGCGCGUCGCGUUCUGCCAGCCGCUGCGAACCGCAAGUAGCCAUAAAUUUCCUCGCGCAGCCUGUGGAGUGGACGCGAAGAAGACACCUAGUCCCAACGGCCUGGUCACGGGGUUCGCGGAACUACUCGGCGCAGCGGAACAGUGCGAGGCGCAUGUGCCGCUGGACGUGCUCAGGUGUGUGGACGAGGGGCGCAAUCCGAACGAGGUGACGAGGGAGCUGCUGCGGGGCUGUGUGGCGCACAACGCCACCACCAAGGGCAAGGUCGACGCCUUCAAGGCGCUGCGAGCGCAGCUACUGAGUGAGAUGGACCGAGUGUUUCCCGAGGAGACCGAGGCCUACCGCGACCUGCGCCUGCACUCCCUGCAGGCACGUGCCUUCCUGGGGGAAGCGACUAAAGCAGCUGAGGAGGCAGCUAAAGCAGCAGUGGCAGCUAAGGCAGCAGAGGAAGCAGCAAAAGCGGCAGCGGCAGCGAAGGCAGCAGAAGAAGCAGCUAAAGCAGCUGAGGCAGAAAAAACAACAGAGAAAACAGUGGCAGAUGAAGCAAAGGAGAAAGCACAGAAGGCAGGAGAUGUGAGUGCGGAUAAAGAGUGUGUGAUGGAGGUGAAUGGUGGCGGUGUGAAGGAGAGGGGCGAGGGAGCGGAGGAGAGGGGAGAUGUGAAAAAACAGAACCAGGGGGAGGCCAAAGGGAAUUUCCCCUUUCCUGAAUCCACAUCUCGCCGCACUCACCCACUCUCCUCCCCGCUUCCCGUUUUCCCACCUUCCCCGCCUUUCCGCUUCCUUAUUUUCCCGCGCCACCGCUUUCCCGCCCCCACCCCCCCGUUCCCGCCCUUCCGCUUCCCCAUUUCCCCGUUCCCCACCCUUCCGCUACUACGCCACCACCCCAUCCCUCCCCAUCACCACCUUUCCCCCAACCCCAUUGGCAUGGCUGGCUAUAUUCCCCUGCUCUCUCCUUCGUCCUCUACCCCAAAGCUGCGAGCUACCAUGGGUUCUGAGCGUGAGGACAAUGUGUAUCGCGCCAAGCUCGCCGAGCAAGCUGAGCGCUAUGACGAAAUGGUGGAAGCCAUUGAAGAUGUUGCUAAGAUGACCGACGGAGCUGAGCUUUCCGUUGAAGAGCGUAACCUUCUCUCCGUUGCUUUCAAGAACGUCGUUGGUGCUCGUCGUGCAGCGUGGCGCAUCGUGUCGUCGAUCGAGCAGAAGGAGGAGAGCCGAGGACAUGAAGACCGCGUAGCCGUCAUUAAGGAGUACCGCGCUAAGAUCGAGAAGGAGCUCGACGAGGUUUGCGGACGUAUUUUGUCUCUUCUGGACACCACUCUUAUCCCGGCUGCAAAGACUGCUGAGUCGAAGGUGUUCUAUCUGAAAAUGAAGGGCGACUACCACCGUUACCUCGCUGAGUUCAAGACUGGCGCUGAUAGAAAGGAUGCUGCUGAGGCAACACUGGCUGCUUACAAGGCAGCUCAGGACAUUGCCAAUGCUGACCUCGCUUCCACUCACCCGAUCCGUCUUGGCCUUGCUCUCAACUUCUCCGUCUUCUACUACGAGAUUUUGAACUCUCCCGAGCGCGCUUGCACUCUUGCCAAGCAGGCGUUCGACGAGGCUAUUGCUGAACUCGACACAUUGGGGGAGGACUCAUACAAGGAUAGCACGCUGAUCAUGCAGCUGCUGCGGGACAACCUUACACUCUGGACUUCUGAUAUGCAGGACGAGGCUACCGAAGAGAAGGCAGAUGCUUGA